This is a messenger RNA of Lepus europaeus (European hare), 583 nucleotides long. RefSeq names its product adenylate kinase isoenzyme 6-like. Bases 55 to 573 code for a protein of 172 amino acids. Gene Ontology annotation, cellular component: nucleus; cytoplasm. The record is from RefSeq and is a predicted model, not a curated record. NCBI's taxonomy places the organism in Eukaryota, Metazoa, Chordata, Mammalia, Lagomorpha, Leporidae. The transcript has a single exon. Gene Ontology annotation, molecular function: ATP hydrolysis activity; ATP binding; AMP kinase activity.
ACGGUGCGUAGGACACGCGGAGAGGAGGAGCUCGGAGUGGCCGCCGGGACGACUAUGUUGCUGCCAAACAUUCUGCUCACCAGUACUCCAGGGAUUGGGAAAACCACACUAGGCAAAGAACUUGCAUCAAGAUCAGGACUGAAAUACGUUAAUGUGGGUGAUUUAGCUCGAGAAGAUGAAUUAUAUGAUGGCUUUGAUGAAGAGUAUAAUUGUCCCAUUUUAGAUGAAGAUAGAGUAAUAGAUGAGCUAGAUAACCAAAUGAGAGAUGGUGGAGCUAUUGUUGAUUACCACGGCUGUGAUUUCUUCCCUGAACAUUGGUUUCAUAUAGUUUUUGUGCUGAGAACAGAUACCAGUGUGUUGUACAAAAGACUGGAAACAAGGGGUGAUAGUGAGAAGAAACUAAAUGACAAUAUUCAGUGUGAGAUUUUUCAAGUUCUUUAUGAAGAAGCAAUGGAGUCGUACAAGGAAGAAACUGUGCAUCAGUUGCCCAGCAAUAAACCAGAAGAACUAGAGGAGAACAUAAGUCAGAUCUUGAAAUGGAUUGAGCAGUGGAUCAAGGACCAUAACUCUUGACUCACAGAAC